Mesitornis unicolor (brown roatelo) is the source of this 4701-nucleotide messenger RNA. RefSeq names its product abnormal spindle-like microcephaly-associated protein homolog. The transcript has 5 exons. Gene Ontology annotation, molecular function: protein binding. The record is from RefSeq and is a predicted model, not a curated record. NCBI's taxonomy places the organism in Eukaryota, Metazoa, Chordata, Aves, Mesitornithiformes, Mesitornithidae. The annotation marks the transcript as partial.
AUGUCAAGUACAAUUCCUGAUGAGAAAGUUGUUAUCACCUACGUAUCAUUUCUGUGUUCGCGGCUUCUAGAUCUCCGACAAGAAACUCGAGCUGCUCAAUUAAUUCAGUCUGCUUGGAGGAAUUACAGGCUGAAAAAGGAACUGAAACUUUCUCAGGAAAGAGACAGAGCUGCUCGGAUAAUUCAAAAAUGUGCAAUAAACUACUUAUCUCGCCAACGCAUCCUGAAGAAAGUGAAUGCAGCAGUUUUCAUCCAGAAGCACUGGAGAAGAUACUUAGCUAGGGUGAUUUUUUUAAAUCUGAAAAAGACAAAACUGGAAGAAGCCAGAAGUAAAUCUGCCACUAUCAUUCAGGCUUAUUGGAGGAGAUACUCUGCUAGGAGAAGAUAUUUAAAGCUAAGAUACUAUGUUAUCUUUCUACAAGCAAGGAUAAGGAUGGUGAAGGCUGUUGCUGUGUAUAAACGAAUUGUUUGGGCUACUGUUACAAUUCAGAGUCAUCUGCGUGCAUCUAAGUUGGCAAAAAAAGACCGUCGAAGAUAUGAAAUCUUAAAGUCUUCAGUACUGGCUAUUCAGUCUGCCUUCAGAAGGUGGAAAAAAUACAAAAUUCAACAGAAAACUAAAGCAGCCUUAGUGCUUCAGAUUUAUUUUCGAAAAUGGCGAUCUUCAAAACUGGCUGAAAGAAAGAGGGCUGCUCUUGUCAUACAGUCUUGGUACAGGAUGCACAGAGAUCGGAAGCAGUAUCUACAUUUUAAGCAAAGUAUUACCAAGAUUCAGGCUUGGUACAGGAGUCAGCUGACUAGACGUAUUUACCAGGACCACAGGGCAAAAAUAGUGACAAUUCAGCAGUAUUACAGAGCUUAUAAACUAGCAAAAAUUGAAAGAGAGUACUAUUUGCAAAAGCGAGCAGCAGUGAUAGUUCUCCAAGCUGCUUUUAGAGGCAUGAAGGCACGCAAACUAUACAGGCAGACAAAAGCAGUUUGUGCUGUUCAAUCACUGUGGAGAAUGAAGAAAGAGAAACUAAAAUUUCUACGAUUAAAAAAAUCUGUUACUACGUUGCAGUCGCAUGUGAGAAAAUAUCAACAAAUGCAAAGUUACAAAAAGAUGAAAAAUGCUGCUUCUGUAAUUCAAACCUGGUACAGAGCACGUGUUGCUUCUAAAAAAGCAGCUGCUUCUUUCCAGAGGAUGCGCCUGGCUGCUAUUGUCCUGCAAUCUGCCUACAGAGGAAUGGUAGCUCGGAAACGGGCUCACGUACUGAGAUCAGUGAUAAAAAUUCAGUCCAGUUACCGUGCUUACAUUGUCCAGAAGAGAUUUAAAAACUUGAAAGCUGCAACAGUGAUGAUUCAAGCUUUUGUAAAGAUGAGGCAAGCAUACAAGCAUUAUCAUGCAUUGAAGGAGGCAACACUCUAUGUCCAGCGAAGGUAUCGGUCUCAUAGAUAUGCUCUUCAACUUAAAGAAGAUUAUAGGAAACUGAAGGGAGCUUGCAUAAGAAUUCAAGCUGUAGUUCGAGGCUAUCUUGUCAGGAAACAAAUACAAAGGUGGAAGAAGACUGUAGUAUUUCUCCAGGCACACUACAGAAUGAGAAGGGACAGGCAACAUUAUUUAAGCAUCUAUAGUGCUGCUGUUGUCAUUCAAAAACGUUAUCAUGCAUACAAAAAGCAACUGUGCCAGAGGCAGAAGUUCUUACAAGUUAAAAAAGCAUCUGUGUGCUUACAGGCAGCCUACAGGGGUUAUAAAGCACGCAAAAAGCUUAAACUUGAAUGUAGAGCUGCUAUUAAAAUUCAGACUGCUUUUAGAGCUCAUGCUGCAAGAAGGAAAUACAAGGCAAUGGUUCAGGCCUCCGUUGUGGUUCAGAGGCGGUACAGAGCUUAUAAGACUGGUAACAGGCAAAGACUGAACUUCUUAAUGACAAGAGAGGCAGUGCGUUCUUUGCAAGCAGCUUUUCGUGGCUGGAAGGUACGAAAGCAGAUUCAAAGACAAGGUGUCGCUGCUACUAAGAUACAGUCUGCCUUCAGAAAAUUCAUGGCUCUGAAAAAAUUCAGACUUGUGAAGCAUGCUGCACUAAUUAUCCAAAAGCAUUACAGAGCCAGUGUUAUAGGCCAGAAACAACGGCAAGAAUAUAUUCAGCUGCGUAAUGCUGUAGUGCAUCUUCAGGCAAUAUGGAGGGGGAAAACUGUGAGAAAAACAAUUCAAAAGAAACAUCAUCUUGCAACAAUUAUUCAGUCCUAUUACAGAAUGCAUGUGAAUCAACUAAAAUAUAAGAAACUAAGAGAAGCCACUCUAGUGAUUCAGAAAUACUUUAGAGCUUACUGUAUGAAAAAAAACCAAUGUGCAAUUUAUCUAAAAACAAAGGCAGCUGUGCUCAUCUUGCAGUCUGCCUACCGUGGGAUGACUGUGAGGAGACAACUGAGCAAACGAAACAGAGCUGCGACAACUCUACAAGCUGCCUUCAAAUCUUACCUGGUCAAAAAGGACUACGAAAGACUUAGAUCUGCCGCUAUAGUAGUUCAAAGGCAUUAUCGUGCAUUUAUUCAUGGUAAAUGUCAAAAGCAGAAAUAUUUGUCUUUAAAAAAAGCCACAAUCAAAAUGCAGGCAACUUAUAGAGGUGUAAGAGUUAGACGUCAAAUUCACUGUAUGCAUCAAGCAGCUAUUUGUAUCCAAGCCACAUUUAAGAUGCAUCACAUGAACAUAAAGUAUCAGGCAAUCAGAAUGGCAGCAAUUAUAAUUCAAAGGCAAUAUAGAGCAUUUUGUUUAGGCAGAGUGCAACGUAAAAAGUACUUGCAGCUAAAGAAGUCUGUCAUUAUCCUUCAGGCUGCCUAUAGAGGCAUGAAGGUCCGACAAGAAUUAAAAGCUAUGCAUCAGUCAGCAGCAGUAAUACAGUCUUAUUAUCAAAUGCACAAACAACAGAGAUAUUUCAGAAAUUUGUUGCUGGCAACUAGGCGGAUUCAGCAGUGGUUUCGCGCUUGUAAGGAGCGAGAUAUACAAGUUCAGAACUAUAUGAUGAUGAAAAGGGCUACGCUUUGUAUCCAGGCUGGAUUCCGUGGUAUGAAAACAAGAAGACUCGUAAGAACCAUGAGGGAAUCAGCUGAGCUUAUUCAAAGAAGAUUUAGAACUUUUCUCAAAAGAAAGCAUUUUCUUUCCAUUAAGACAGCUGCUAUCACAAUUCAGAGAAAAUACAGAGCAACAAAACUAGCAAAAAAUCAACGUCAAAAAUACCUCUCUCUCCUUAAUGCUGCUAUUAUCAUACAGUCUGCAUAUAGAGGCAUUGUGGUAAGAAAAAAAAUGCAGCAAAUGCAUAAAGCGGCUACGAUUAUUCAAGCAACGUUAAGAAUGCGUAAAAUUUACACUUCUUAUCAAGCUGCCAGGCUUGCCUCAGUAAUCAUACAGCGACGUUAUCGUGCUUACAGGGAAGGGAAGUGUAUGAGAGAAAUGUACUUAAAACUGUACAAUUCUAGUUUGGUUCUUCAGGCUUCCUACAGAGGAAUGAAAACAAGAUGCUUCUUGAAGAAAAGACAUGAGGCAGCACUUAUAAUACAGAGAAACUACCGAAUGUAUAGGGAGUACCAUCAUUACAGAAAAAUUCAGUGGGCAACCCAGCUAAUACAGAAGAGAUACAGAGCCAAUAACUUAAGGAAAGUUGCAAUGCAGAAUUACUCUUCAUUAAAGAAAGCAGCAAUUUGUAUUCAGAGGGCUUUUCGAGACAUGCAGGCAAAAAAACAAUAUAAAGGAAUGCACUGUGCUGCUAUCGUUAUUCAGAAAAAUUUUAAAGCUUUUAGAGAACGUCAAAGAUAUCUCUCUCUCAAAGCAGCUACAAUUGUCUUUCAGAGAAGGUACAGGGCUUUGAUUCUGUCAAGACAACAGUCCUUGGAGUAUCUUUCUCUCUGCAGAGCAACUAUUUGUAUACAGGCUGUGUACAGAGGUAUCAGAGCGCGGAAGAGUAUCAAGCACAUGCAUUUAGCUGCUAGUGUAAUACAGUCUGCCUACAAAAUGCACAGGAAUAGAAGAUCCUAUCAAAAUAUGAGAAUUGCAGCUAUUGUUAUACAGAACUACUAUCGAUCCUACAUUGAAGGAAAGAUGCAACAAAAGAAGUAUCUGACAAUGAAGAAUUCUGCUCUUGUUAUUCAAGCAUCAUAUAGAGGCAUGAAGGAACGACAGAAACUGAAAAACUUUCUUGAAAAGAGAGCAGCGGCAGUAACUAUCCAGUCUAUGUUCCGAUGCCAAAGAACAAGGACUCGCUAUCAACUGAUUCGAAGUUCAGCGGUUGCUAUUCAGAGGUGGUACAGAGCAUGUCACAGGGCCCGUCUACAGAAAGCGGAGUAUUCUGCUCAAAGACAAGCAAUAGUAAUUAUUCAGUCUGCCUUUCGUGGUAUGAAAGCAAGAAAAAUAGCAAGACAAAUGCGAGCUGCAAGAAAGAUUCAGUCUUUUCUUCAGAUGGCUGUGCAGCGUAGAAAAUUUGUUCAACUUAGAACAGCAGCUGUUACAUUACAAGCCUAUUUCCUAAUGCAUAAAACUAAAUCACAGUACAGAAGCUAUAAAAAAGCUGCAGUUGUCUUACAACGAUGUUACCGAUCCCACUUGACUGUGAAAUACCAAAGAAUGACUUACUUACAGACCCAGAGAAACAUUAUCAUUCUCCAGGCGAGAGUCAGAGGGUUCAUAGAAAAGAAGAGGUUUCACAGAAUCAAAGAAAGCACAAUAAAAAUUCAG